Messenger RNA from Rotaria sordida, 1236 nucleotides. The record is from the annotation of a GenBank genome assembly. Lineage: Eukaryota; Metazoa; Rotifera; Eurotatoria; Philodinida; Philodinidae.
AUGAAUAGAACACUUAAUCGAGUUUUUGUUAUUGGUGUUGGCAUGACUAAGUUUGAAAAACCAGGUCGACGAUCAGAUUUUGAUUAUCCAGACAUGGCUAAAGAAGCUGUUACAGAUGCUAUUAAAGAUGCUGGAAUAUCAUAUAAAGAUUUUGAACAAGCUUUUGUUGGCUAUGUUUAUGGUGAUAGUGCAUGUGGUCAACGUGCUCUUUAUACACUUGGUAUGACUGGUAUACCUAUUGUCAAUGUCAGUAAUAAUUGUUCUACUGGAUCAUCUGCUUUAUACUUAGCUGCUAAACACGUUGCAGGAGGUUUAGUUGAUUGUGUAUUGGCUCUUGGUUUUGAAAAAAUGCAACGUGGUUCAUUAUCAUCAAACUUUUCUGAUCGUACAAGUCCAAUGGAUAAACAUAUUGAAAAAAUGACAGAAUUAUAUGAAUUUUCAACUUCACCAGCUACUGCUCAACUUUUUGGUAAUGCUGGUCGUGAUUAUAUGAAAAAAUAUAAUGUUUCACCGGAUGUAUUUGCUAAAGUUGCUUGGAAAAAUCAUAAACAUUCCAAAAAUAAUCCAAAUUCACAAUUUCGUGAUGAAUAUUCAUUAGAAGAAAUCAAAAAUUCACCCAUGAUUUAUGAACCCCUAACUAAAUUACAAUGCUGUCCAACAUCAGAUGGUGGUGCAGCAGCUGUUAUUGUUAGUGAAAGUUUUAUUCAAAAACAUCCUGAUGUUAAAAAAAAUGCUGUUGAAAUUCUUGCUAUUGAAAUGGCAACUGAUCUUCCAUCAACAUUCGAUUCCAAUGAUUGCAUGCGAAUAGUUGGUUAUGAUAUGGCUAAACGUGCUGCUCAAAAAGCUUAUGCAAAAGCUGGUAUUAAACCAAGUGAUGUACAAGUUGUAGAAUUACAUGAUUGUUUUUCGGUUAAUGAAUUAAUUACAUAUGAAGCUCUUGGUCUUUGUGAAGAAGGAAAAGCUGGUGAACUUGUUGAACGAGGUGAUAAUACAUAUGGUGGGAAAUAUGUUGUCAAUCCUAGUGGUGGUCUAAUUUCUAAAGGUCAUCCAUUAGGUGCUACAGGUUUAGCACAAUGUGCUGAACUUUGUUGGCAAUUACGUAAUCAAGCUGAUAAACGACAAGUUAAAGGAGCUCGUAUUGGACUUCAACAUAAUAUUGGUUUAGGUGGUGCAUGUAUUGUUGGUAUUUAUCGUCUUGCAACAUUUAAUAAACCUCGUGUUGAUUCAAAACUGUGA